This is a messenger RNA of Poeciliopsis prolifica (blackstripe livebearer), 4402 nucleotides long. It is a transcript of the gene kmt5aa, whose product is annotated as lysine methyltransferase 5Aa. Gene Ontology annotation, molecular function: protein binding; histone H4K20 methyltransferase activity. The transcript has 7 exons. The record is from RefSeq and is a predicted model, not a curated record. Lineage: Eukaryota; Metazoa; Chordata; Actinopteri; Cyprinodontiformes; Poeciliidae. Bases 195 to 1190 code for a protein of 331 amino acids.
AGGAACAUGGCGGAGUGGGGUUGUGGAGGCUGCAGCGGUUGAGCUGUCGGCGACUCCCCCGUCCAACAGAAGUGCAAUAGGACAUCGUGGAUUUGUGUGGCUGUGUCAGGGGCACGCGGCCUGUGGGAGUGGGCCGAGGCCAGCUUCUGAGUGGGUGUCUGUCGGGAGCAGGGAGUCACAAAAACAACUCGGACAUGAACGGGGAAGUGGUGUGCAGCCCUCAUUCAGUGAUGGCGUUAGGCUGCGCCAAGUCCAAGCCAGCAGCUCAUGACGAGAAGACGAGCAUCAGGUUGACGCCGGAGGGGCGGGGCUCUCCCGUCUGCGUCCCGCAGCUUGACCUUCCCAGUCAACCUGAAGCCAGGACAGCGGACCCCGUCGGCGCCACGCUCAGAGACCCAAAGCCGGAUCUGACGGCGGCCGGCAGCGCCUGCGGCCAGCGUCCGCCCUGCUGGCCCACCGACCAGCCAACCCUCCCGCAGCUCUUCUGCCAUCGCCCCCCUCAUGAACUCCCUAUGCCCCUCGGCAACAGCUUGUCUCACGCUUCCCUCCACGGCAACCACAACAACGGCGGCGCACUCCACGGAAACCAGAGGAGAGGGACCCGGGCCAAAGUCAUGGGGAAGAAAUCCACCAGGAGGACGGAAGGAGGCAAAAACUCCCAGAACCGAAAAGUCACCGACUUCUAUCCAAUCAGACGGAGCUCAAGAAAAAGCAAAACUGAACUCAAGUGGGAACAAAAGAAGCUCAUCGAUGAUCUCAUCAUCAAUGGCAUCGAGGAGGGAAUGGAGGUCCAGCAUAUAGAGGGCAAGGGCAGGGCGGUGUUUGCCACUCAGUGUUUCCAGAAAGGCGAUUACAUCGUGGAGUACCACGGCGACCUGCUGCAGAUCACCGACGCAAAGAAGAGGGAGGCGGAGUACGCCCAAAACCCUGCGACCGGCUGCUACAUGUACUACUUUCAGUACCUCUGCAAAACGUACUGCGUGGACGCCACCAAAGAGACGGGUCGGAUGGGCCGGCUGAUAAACCACAGCAAAAACGGGAACUGCCAAACCAAACUCCACGACAUCAACGGCGUGCCGCACCUCAUCCUGGUCGCCUCCCGAGAAAUCGACAAGGGCGAGGAGCUGCUGUACGACUACGGGGACCGCAGCAAAGCCUCCAUCGCCGCUCACCCCUGGCUCAAGUACUGACGGGAGGCGGUCAGCGACACUUGUGUUUCUCAUAGCUAGCGGACAUGUUGCCUUAGAAAUAGAAUGUGUACCCCUUUUGUUGCCGUGCAGAGAACGCUGGGUGGUAGAUAACGGGGUGGGUUUGGAGCGGAGUGGGGCUUAGGGUACCUAUUUACAUUUCGAUUAAGGUCCGUCUGCUCCAAUCGGACGGACCUGCGUACUUUUAUUUAUAUGUGUCUCUGAAACAUUCUGGUUGUUUUGCAGCACAUUUCUUUUGUACAUUUUGUACUUCCUGAAGACCAAUGCCUCUACAGCAUGCAGGUGGCAGUUAAUGCUCAGCAUUUUUUAUACAGUUUUUUUGUUUGUUUGUAAUUUAUCCUUAGAUACUUAGCAUUACUUCCCUGAACAGCUUCUCAGACCCCUCCUCCCUUUUGGAUCAACAAGCACUAUGAUAUCCAAGUUCAACAGGAAAAAAAACAAACAAAAAAAACCUCUGGGGCUUUUUAGGAAAAAUAUUCUGCUCCAGUGAACUUCAGCUAUGGAUACGACAGCAUAUUAGGGCCAUUGCAGGUAGGAGAAAAAAAUUAAAAGGAGUAAAUUUCCAAGAAAAACAAAAGAAAUUCUGGGAUUGAUGUCAGAAAGUUUGUAGAAAAACUCUGAAAUUUGUGAGAUUGAAAAGUUGAAAAUAUGAGAGGAAAAACUCAGAAAUCCUCAAAUUAAACUGAGAAAUUUUCUAAAAAAAACCAAAAAACAAUCAAACAUGUUUUGUCUUAGAUUAAUCUCGGCAAUUUUCAAGAAAAACCUACAAUUUCAGGGUUUGAAAAGUCAAAAAUCAGAAAAAAAACAAGCCCUCAGAUUGCGAGUGCUUUCUUGGAAGUUCACUCCUCUUUUCUCUUCUCCUGCCUCUGGUGGCUCCAACACGCCGUCCCACAUGGAAACCGUUUGCCGCCGCUGGUGGCCAUGUCACACUCCUGGCUCGGCUGCCAUCUUGGAGGCUUUCGAUCAUGUUUUGACGCUCGGUGAAAAGUCAAAAUGUGACGCAAGCUUGUGCAACUCUGAAAUAACUAGUGUGAUAUAUAUAUAUAUACAUAUAAUUAUUUUUUCCUCUUUUGUUUUUAGAUGAUAAUGUAUUUUUUAAUAUUAAACACAACUGUUACAUUUGAAUUGGAAAAAAUUUUUAAAAAUAAUAUAAAGGUUCUGCGAUUCCUUUGCAGAAUGUUUUGCUGUAACUGCUUGAAUGAAAGUGUAUGUUAAAAUUUGUUUGAUUAAAUGUCCACUGAUCUUUAGCUGAUACGCUGAUCCCACUUCCUCCACCUGUCGGCCAUGAAAGGAGUUAUCACCAAAUGCUGAGCCAGACGGUGACGAAGCGUCUAAAGUCGAGGUCUUCUAAAUUCAAAAAACAAAGUGUUUCAGAAUGCAACGUAGAAUAAAAGAAUAAUCUUUUAAGGGUUUUGAUUUGGGCGACACACACGUUUGGUUUUAAUGCCCUAAAGUCAUUGGCUCAUCAAGUAUUGGAAGUGCUGAUAUCGACACAAGAGAAACACCAAUUUUAAAGAAAAAAAAUAUAUUUUUCAAUAGGAUGAUGAUUUAUUUAUUUAUUUAUUUUAAUCAAAUUUGGUGGAUUUGACAAAACUCCAAUGGAAAUGCUUUUUGGAUCAAGAGACACGAGUCUCAUGAUCAACAACGGGAUGUUGCUGCUGGCACAAAUCACAAAGAAGACGACAGGAAGUAGUUAGAGGAUGACGACACCGCAGUGUGUUUUUGAACAACUUGUCGCAUGAACAAACUGUUGUAUGAUUUUGUGGGUCUUGUUUGAAGUUUCUUUCAAAAACACCGCAGUUGCGAUUUUUAAAAAAAUUUUUAACGUUAGCAGAAUAUUGGCAAUUUUGUGCACAUUUGUAACGGAACAAAAAAGCAUGUUGGAAACCCUCUCAGAUCAAAAGAGCAAUAGGAAGUCUGUUGAGUUUAUGUGAAUAAAACCGGAUCAUUUUCAGUUGUUCCACAUUAGUGUCAUAAAGUAAUUAAGGCACAACAAACGUGACGGCAUGAAUUCAUAUGGAGAGAGGCGGGGCAUCCGGAUCUGGCUAUUCUAAACAGAGAUCUGGUCCUAAUAUUGGUGAAUAACAAUGAAAAGCAGUUGUUUUUUUACAAGAGUGAGCAUUUUCAUGUUCCUUCUAACUUGUUGAUUACUGCCCUAUUAUUAUGAUGAUGAUGUUGUGGAUUUUUAAUAUUGGUUAAUAUUGGCAAUGGCCCAGGUCUCCUUCCUAAGGGUGACUUGUGGAAAAUGAACUUAUUCAGGUUUUUUCCCCCCUCUAUUAACAUAAUUAGUUCUUUUUUGAACCCAAGCUACUGCUGCAGCUUCACAGCUCAGCUAAAACGGAGGGAAGCUGAUUUCAGAAGCCGGCUCCAUAUGUUGCCUUUCGCUGCAAACAAAGGUUAAACACGACGCGACAUGAUCCAACAAAAUAACGAGAGGAAUCAAUCAGCAGAUUCUUGCAAGAAUUUUGCCGGGCAGCUGAAAAGCGAAGCCAGCGUCGCUGCUGUUUGAAACUGACGAGGAAAUGUUUGGUUCAAGAGUUUCUGCUCAACUUCAGUAUUUAAGCAUGUGGCCUCGCAAUUAGAUUUCAAGGCUGUGUGAAACUUUAAGAUUCAACUUUUGGGUCGUUGGUCGCUUCUGUCAUAGAACUUAAGCCAGUUGGAAAGACACUCAAGUUUGGCAUUCAUUUGCUCAUCUUUAACCAACUAGUUGUAGUUUGGCGGCUUUUUGCAGGAGGCCAUUUUUUUGUAUCAGCGGUAACUUUAUUCGCGUUCAUUUAUUUUGUUAUUUAUAUGUACUUAUAAGUGUUUUAAGUCUUUUUUUUCCCUGCUCAGCCAGCAUUUCUUUCUUAUCAUUCACAGUUGAUUUUCACAGAAGCAAACAAUGUCUGUACGAAGAGGCCAGUCGAGAAAUUUCAGGCCGCUGUCAUUUCCUGUCUUAACACGACUUCUCUUUGGUAGGAUUAACACUUGUGUAAAAUGUUUUAAUAUGAACAUCUCUAAGUACAUUACAUUGUCAUUUAAAAAAAAAACAACAAACAAAAAAAAAACCGAUAUGGAACAGAUGCAAUAAAUAUUUAAGUGGGCAAAACUGGCUUUUUACAGUUUUAGGACAGAAAAUUGUUGUUGUAGCGCCGAAGAAAUCUUGAUGCUGGUGUUCGAGCAUUCAUGAAUAAAGAUUUAAUAUGCAAAUAUUA